Microthlaspi erraticum is the source of this 690-nucleotide messenger RNA. NCBI's taxonomy places the organism in Eukaryota, Viridiplantae, Streptophyta, Magnoliopsida, Brassicales, Brassicaceae. The record is from the annotation of a GenBank genome assembly.
AUGCAGAAUACUUAUAAUCAAGAUAAGGCAAUAACAACGGUUGGUGAGAUGAAUAUAGCUCCAGCGGUUGUAUUGGCAGCAGACAAGGCGGCAUUCUUCAAUUGCGGAUUUUUCAGUAUCCAAGACACACUCGGUGACGUAGUCGGCCGCCACUACUUCCAACAAUGUCAUAUCAAAGGAGUCGUUGAUUUCAUUUGGGGAGGAGGCCAAUCUAUAUACCAAAGUUGCGUGAUAGAAGUUUUGGGAGUGACAACAUUAACAAAGGAAGAAAGUACAGAAGGAGACAAGAUGGACGGAGGAUUGAUACCUGGUUUCAUAACCGCCCAAGGAAGAGAGACCGAGCAGGACACAAGUGGUUUUGUGUUCAAUGGAUGCUCUAUUGUCGGAGUUGGUAAAGCAUUCCUCGGAAGAGCUUACCGAAGCUACUCGAGAGUAUUCUUUUGCAGUACAAACAUGGCUGAUGUGAUUGUUCAACAAGGCUGGGAUUCUUGGUCAUAUCAAGGACAAGUAGAUAAAACGACGUAUGCGGAGGUAAAUUGUUACGGACCAGGAGCAAAUAAGGAAGGAAGAGUGGCGUGGGAGAAGAAUCUGUCGCCUCAAGAUGUUGCUUACUUUACAAACCCUAAAACGUUUUUAGACCAAGAUGGAUGGAUAGGUUCUCUUCCUCCUCAUCCAUUCAACAUCUUCUGA